UGAUACCCCUCAGAACAGCAGAACAUUCGAAGGUAAACAGCAGCUUUUCUCCUGCCUCCCUUCCAGGACUCCAUGAAGCGUUUUUGGACUUUGUUGGUCCGCAGCCUGGUCGAUGCUUCCAAGUCCAGACCGUGGCUCCAGAACAGAAUCCAGAAGAAGGAGGAAAAAACGGACAGAGCACACAGACGCAACAAGAACAAAACAGAACCACAGGAUUCGGCCGGCCCGGAUAAGAUCUUCAUCCCCGUGUUUCGGAGCUCCAGCGAGCAGGUUCUAACCGAAGUUCCCAUCACUUCAGAGACACGGUGUAAAGACGUGGUGGAGUUCUGCAGGGAGGCUGGAGAAAGCGGCUGCCGCCUCGUACAAGUCUGCAAAGGAAAAGAGAGCGUGAUGCCUUCAGAUCACCUGAUGCUGGAAUACAUGCAGAAAUGCGGUCAGAGGAGGCAGGAGGUGACGUUUUACCUACGAGAUGAGAACGAGCACAGAAGCAGCAACAAGGGGACAAAGACAUCAGAGCAGCUGAGCAGAAAGAAGAAGGGGAGGAUGGACAGAAUUGGUGUGAAUGGGAUGGGGACUCCCCGUGUAGAAUUGACUUUGUCUGAGCUUCAGGAAAUGGCCAUUCGUCAGCAGCAGCAAAUCGAAGCUCAGCAACAGAUGCUCAUGGCAAAGGAGCAGCGUUUGCGCUAUCUGAAACAGCAGGAUCAUCAGGGUCCGGCAACGCCUGAAACCGAGAAACUGCAGAGGCUGAGAGAAAGAGUUGAGAGUCAGGAGGCCAAGCUGAAAAAGAUCCGUGCCAUGAGAGGGCAAGUGGACUACAGCAAACUGAUCAAUGGGAACCUGUCUGCAGAGAUCGAGCAUGUAAGCAAUUUGUUUCAGGAAAAGCAGGUGGAGCUGCAGCAGGCUGUGAUGAAGGUGGAGCAGCUCACACAGCAAAUAGAGGAACUGAGGAACAAACGCAUUACAGAGUCACAGCUUGCAGGGGGCAAUGCACUGGAGCUCCAUAAACUCUACCAGGAGCUGCAGAUGAGAAACAAGCUGAAUCAGGAGCAGAUUAGUAAACUCCAGCAGCACAAAGACAUGCUAAACAAACGCAACCUGGAGGUCAGCAUGAUGGACCGACGCAUCGAGGAGCUGAGAGACCGCCUCCACAGGAAGAAAGCUGAGUUGGGACGGAUGAGCGCUCCCUCAUCCCCUCAGUCAGUUCCCAUCACCUCUGGUCGCAUUGCCGCCGUAUUUCCCUACAUCCAGGUUCCCACGGUGACCGGAAGACAGGACGGAGGCUACCCUUUGACCCCAGACACGCUUAAACCACACCCACUUCCUGCCCAAAUCAUCCACACUCGAUCCCGAUCAGAUGACGAUAGAGUGAGGAAGCCUUCAAGACCGUGGAAGGUCUCAGACCUAGACAUCGUAUUGAACCGUGAGGUGACCCUAGACCCCAGAGACCAUCCCGCCCCAAACGAUGCAAAUUGGAACAUGGACUCUCUCAAAGCCCCGGACUGGAAGGACACGAGCAAGAUCCCGGGCAAAAUGGCUGCCAGUGAAAAGGGAUCUCCUAAAGUACUGGGCACUAUAACCACUUUGUCUAAACACCCGCCUCUGAUCUACGGCACCUACCCCAGCGUGGGGCAUCACUCCACCGUCUGUGCCACUAACUCCCUGCCUCGCUCAGCACCCGGCACUCUGUCGUGGCACAGAUCGUCUGGUUCUUCAUCGCAGCAGAUCCAGCAGAGGAUCACUGUUCCUCCUAGUCCUACACCCUCAGCCGGAUCUCCUGUGUUACCCCCGAGCGAGAGAAGUAAUGAUGCCCCUCUGGCUGCAGCAGUUCGACCGUUUUAUACGGACCGGGGGUCACGACCUCAGUCUCCUCGGAAAGGUCCUGCUACGAUGAAUUCCAGCUCCAUUUAUAACGUUUACCUGCAGCAGCCGACGGCCAAGAACUACCAAAGCAGCAGCACUAGAGCUGCAGUCAAAGCAGUUUAUGGAAAACCGUUACUGCCGAGCUCCGUUUCCUCGUCCCCCGUUCCUUUCCAGCAUCAGAACUCCAAAGAUGAUUCAGAGCGUGAGUCUGAACCCGAGACUCCACACACUCCUCAGCCCAGUGUAGAGAACAUCCCCCGGCCCCUGAGCCCCACUAAACUCACCCCAGCUCACUCACCCCUGCGCUACCAGAGUGACCUUGACCUGGAGGUGCUGAGGAGGAAGCUCGCCAACGCUCCUCGGCCUCUUAAAAAGCGAAGCUCCAUAACCGAACCCGAGGGCCCCAAUGGUCCCAACAUCCAGAAACUGCUCUACCAGCGCUUCAACACGCUCGCUGGUGGCAUCGAAACCGUUACGCCGUUCUUUCAGCCGGACACUGCACUUAAUUUACCAGGUGAUGUGGAUUCUGUUAAUGGAAAUGUAAAGGAAGUGACAUCAAAGCCUGCUGUAGCAUCAACACUGACGCCUGUUACAGAACCAGCGACAUCACCGACAUCAGACUCUAAUGAGAAUCACCAGGAGCAGACGGCUAAUCAUACCGAAACCGUGGAGAUUACAGACACCACAGAUCCUAAAGAAGGUCCUGAGAACAGUCAUAACAACAAUCAGGCUUCAUUAGAUGAAGACGUUGAGUCCACGUCUCCAGAGAAGGAGGACACCAGGCUGGACACGGUGAAGCGGACGAACCUGAAAAAGCCCGGCUCUGAGAGGACGGGUCACGGCCUCCGAGUGAAGUUUAACCCGCUGGCGCUGCUCCUGGACGCGUCUCUGGAGGGCGAGUUUGACCUGGUGCAGAGGAUCAUAUAUGAGGUGGACAACCCCAGCACUCCGAAUGAUGAAGGCAUCACGCCGCUUCACAACGCUGUGUGCGCUGGUCAUUACCACAUCGUAAAGUUCCUGCUGGAUUUCGGAGUGAACAUCAACGCGGCAGACAGCGAUGGAUGGACGCCACUGCACUGCGCCGCCUCGUGUAACAGCGUACAUUUGUGUAAGCUCCUGGUGGAGUCCGGGGCGGCCAUCUUCGCCACCACUAUCAGUGACGUGGAGACGGCGGCGGAUAAGUGCGAGGAGAUGGAGAACGGCUAUGUGCAUUGCUCGCAGUUUCUCUACGGUGUGCAGGAAAAACUGGGCAUGAUGAAUAAGGGGACGGUUUAUGCUCUGUGGGAUUACGAAGCUCAGAGUCCGGACGAGCUCUCGUUCCGUGAUGGAGACGCUUUAACAGUGCUGAAGCGCAGAGACGAGAGUGAGACUGAGUGGUGGUGGGCUAGGAUUAAUGACCAGGAGGGCUACGCUCCGCGAAACCUGCUGGGGUUGUACCCAAGGAUUAAACCCAGACAACGAUCCCUGGCAUAGCGCCCCCUGGUGAGCCACCCACCCCUGAUGGACAGUAGCCCCCAGCUGGACAUUUUGCACCAUUUUCAUCGUUUAGUGCCACCAAGAUAAGAAGAGGGCAUGGCAGCUACAAACUGAGACUGAAGCUUGGAUGUAUUUAUCUGCCGGAAGAGAUUUGGUGAUCAGCACUCCGUUUACAGCCUGCAAAACGGAUCUUAUUUUUCAAAUACUAGAAGAAAAAUCCUGCUCCCUUUCACCCAGAUGUCUGUGGGGAGAAAGCGCACCAGUUUUUCCCAUUCCCAUUUUUACUGGUGUGUGUCUGUGGGAUGUGAACGUCAUGAGACUCUGAGACAGAUGAGGAAGAGUGUUUUGUGUAUUUUUGUUGGACAAAAAGGAAAGAGUGCAGAACAGAUGGUUAUAUCCUGAGCAGCUGACUCCACAAAAGGAAGGAAGGAGCUAGAAAGUGCAGAGUGAGAGAGAAAGAGAUGCUGAAAUAAGAAUGCAGAGGAAAUGUUGAUGCGUGUGUGUGUGUGUGGUUGUGGUGGUAUGAGAGACAUGCAACAGGAUGUUAAAUAAGCAAUGGUGGCAGUAAGGACGUAAAAAAUGGUGAAAGCCUGCGUUUCCAAUCCAGGAAUAAAAGUUAUACAUGUGUGUUUAUUCGUUAAAGCCAAAUGCACACGACCGGGCCGAGACGUGUUUAGCGUGAAAAGCUCUCAUUGUUCAAAUUUGUACUUGAGCCAUGAUGGUGGUGGAGCCUCCAGUUUAAAGUCAUUGACUGAAGUCUUUAUUCAUUUUCGUAGAACAGCAGAACGAGUCAUUUACACGUAAAAAUGGUUUAAAUCUGUGAAUGAAGCAAACCCGAGGAAUCUGCCACGUCUCAGCUGAUUGUCUGCAUUUGGUGAUAAUAAAAUGUCAUUUAGCCUGAAUUGUUUUGUAUUUCACAUUGAUUUCCUCCUUGUUUUUAAAAGCUCUUUAUAACACAGGCAAGACAAGAUGAUUUAAGGGUUCUGGUGAAUGGGUGAUGAGAGCAAAUAUUAAUAAUAAUAACGAUCAGCCAUAAUAAUAAUGAGAGUAACAGGCCUGAAUCUGCAACAUCAUUCAUGACACAUGCCAUGUAAAUGUGCACAAUAAAGACACUCUCACAUUGGGAAACA
This is a messenger RNA of Silurus meridionalis, 4466 nucleotides long. It is a transcript of the gene ppp1r13ba, whose product is annotated as protein phosphatase 1, regulatory subunit 13Ba. The coding region runs from base 73 to 3333 and encodes 1086 amino acids. Lineage: Eukaryota; Metazoa; Chordata; Actinopteri; Siluriformes; Siluridae. Gene Ontology annotation, molecular function: p53 binding. The transcript has 18 exons. Gene Ontology annotation, biological process: regulation of apoptotic process. Gene Ontology annotation, cellular component: nucleus. The record is from RefSeq and is a predicted model, not a curated record.